AUGGCUGGACUGCAACCCCCCUCUAAAACGGUCAAGACCCGCUUCCUAAUCAUCUCCGACACGCACACCGCACCCCUCGUCGACUCCAGCCAGAAUGAGCGGGCGCGCGACAGGGCGUUCCGGGCGCCGCUGCCUGCUGCCGACGUGCUGCUGCACUGCGGCGACAUCACCAUGAUGGGCCACCUGGACGAGUACGAGGCCGCGCUCGACAUGCUCGGCGCCAUCGACGCCCCGCUCAAACUCGUCAUUGCCGGCAACCACGACCUCAGCCUGGACGAGGAAUUCUACCUGGGCCAGAGCCGCGGCGUACCGUCGGCCUUCACCAACGGCCAGCGCAUGCAUCGCAAGAAAUACGACCCGGACAUGCCGCGGAAGGCGAAGGAGAUGUGGAAGGGCGAGAAAGCGAAGGCGAAAGGCGUAACGUACCUCGACGAAGGCACGCACCAUUUCGUGCUGCAGAACGGCGCGAGGCUGAAUGUCUACGCGUCCCCGUGGCAGCCCGAGUUCUUCCAGUGGGGCUUCAACUACGACCACGACAAUGACCGCUGGAACCCGCCGCACCUCUCCGCUCCAGACGCCGUCAACGUCGCCGUCAACCCGCUGCCUGAGCACUGCCAGCCCGGCGAGAUCGAUGUCGUAAUGACGCACGGUCCGCCCAAGAACCGGCUGGAUCUCACGAGCUCCAGGCUCGCGGUCGGGUGUCCGCACAUGCUGCGCGCCAUAGAGAGGACGCGACCAAGGCUUCAUGCGUGGGGCCACAUCCACGAGGCUUGGGGCGUUGAGAGAGUCGAGUGGCCAGCGGACCGGGGGAGCAAGACCGACGCCGGGAUUGACCAAUUAGUGAAGAAGGCUGAGAAAUACGCGUUCGCCGGGGCCGACCUAAUCAAGGACCGCGCCGCGUUUGUGGACGUCAGCGGGGGUGCAGAUGCUCCGUUGAGGCUAGCAGAGGAAACGGUCAUGGUUAACGCCAGUAUCAUGGAUCUGUCGUACACACCGAGUAAUGCGCCCGUGGUGGUGGACCUGGACCUGGAGUAUAACAAGGCGUGA
Messenger RNA from Diplodia corticola, 1047 nucleotides. Its product is annotated as ser thr protein phosphatase family protein. The coding region runs from base 1 to 1047 and encodes 348 amino acids. Gene Ontology annotation, molecular function: hydrolase activity. The transcript is spliced from 2 exons. Lineage: Eukaryota; Fungi; Ascomycota; Dothideomycetes; Botryosphaeriales; Botryosphaeriaceae. The record is from RefSeq and is a predicted model, not a curated record.